AUGAAGCAGCAACUUUUCUUGAUAUUUUGUGUUCUGUUUUUAGAGCAAGGGAUGGGGAUGAAGAGGCCAGCAGAGGAGGACUAUAAUAGCAAUGUUCAUGCCAAAAGAUCAAGGGAUGAGAAUGGUGAUGGAGGGCCACAGUUAACAUUACGUUUCUUGUUACAAAGCAAGGUCAGGUUUGAUGUUUGCCCCAUGUUAGUACUUAUGUUGGAAAAGUUGCAAAAGUAAAUAUAUUUUUCUUCAUGUUUCCUGCUUGUUUGUCUUGUGAAAAGAAAGCAAUUAUUUGCUUGUUUAUAAAAACAUGUAAGGUUGCAAUUCCUAAAUAUUUUUCAUCAUUUUUUUUCUAGGAUGCUGGUGGUAUUAUUGGCAAGGUAAUUAUUAUAAAAUUAUGCGUCAUGUAAAACAUAAUACAAUACCUAGUGACCUGCAGUUUUCUCUGGACAAAUCUGAAAUCCGUAUUCAAGUAAAAUUGCCCUGUCAAAUUGGAAAUCAAUUUGAGGAGGACUCGGAAAAAAAAAAUCCGAGUCCCAGAUGGGAUUUGAACCCACGACCCUCCGUGAUCUAGUCGGAUGCUCUAACCACUUGAGCUACUGGAGACUCUAUGGUGAGCAAGGGCCAAUUUGUGGGUCUCGACUGGAACCGCAUCACGCGGCUACACAGCCAAGUAAUGAUAGGCACACAAGAAGUGAAGAACUCACUAACAGCAUCGCGCUGUCACCUUAAAGCAUAUCCAAGAUGCGGCCAACCAACCUCCAAAGUGAGUAUAUUGAAGAUGAAACAACAACAACAUGAUAUUAAUUUGAGGAGGACUCGGAAAAAAAAUCCGAGUCCCAGAUGGGAUUUGAACCCACGACCCUCCGUGACGGAGGGUCGUGGGUUCAAAUCCCAUCUGGGACUCGGAUUUUUUUUUCCGAGUCCUCCUCAAAUUAAUAUCAUGUUGUUGUUGUUUCAUCUUCAAUAAAUUGGAAAUCCCAGAAAUUAUUAAUCCACACAUUUAAAUGGUCAUAAAAACUUCAUGCAAGAGAGUGGGUCUCUGUUUAUCCUUUGCAAUUCAAUAAAAACUCAGAUAAGAGGAAUAUUGUUAUCAGUUUUAGCAUCUUAUUUCAUAGAUUUAGUAGCACAUAAAAAAUAAAACAUUAAAAACUGUAUUUUUCUUUUUAUUCAGGCGGGGUCAAAUGUGAAAAGAUUGAGAAGUGAGGUAGGGAAAGAAUUUUAUGUCUUGACACUGUAUGAUGUUGUUCGGAAGCACAGCUACAUCACUUUUAAAUUUUUACUCACUAAUACUUGUCCAGCUAUACUUGGUCAAUGUUUUGAUGCAACACAUAGCUUGUCUAGGGAGGUUUUUGUGGUUUAAGAGCUCAGUUACGAUAUUAUUCUCUAUUUAUUUAUUUUAUUGAUUAAUGUGGGUAAAAUUUAAAUGACUUCCAUUAACAGAAUGAAUACUAUAGAUGGCCUAACCAUAAUUAUUAUAAUGUCUUGUUUUAAGUUUAUGGUCAAUUAUUAAAAGCCCUGUGGGUGUUGUCUAUAUUGAUACACCUACAUCAGAUUCCUAGUGAUAUAAUAGUGUUGUUGAUUGCUUGUGGUUCAAGUUACCACACUGUCUUAUGUAUUAUUUCUGCAGCUGUCUCAAGCUUUGAUUUUGAGAUGUGUGCUGUUAUCUAAACUCAUUCCUUUCCCUUGUAGUUUAUCCAGCUAAUCAAGAUCCUUUGUAGUUGUGAGAUGCUCUGUUCUGCCUCUUGGAAUAUAGUUUAUCCCUGCUAAGUUGUUGUUGUUUUUUUCUCUCUCUUGUUAUUUUCCCUCCUUCUUCCCAUCCCUUGCCUCCCGUUCCCAAAUGCCCAACUGUGUCCGUCUCUGCACCCAUCUGCCUGCCCUGCCCGCGUUGGUCCCUGUCCUGAACUCACCCAAGUACAAAGCUGUGGUCAAUGUCCCGGACACCAAUUCCCCUGAGCGGUAUGUCCCGUGGUUCACUUUAAAUGUUUGUCCAGCCCAUUGGUGCUCUGUACUUACCAUUACAAUAUAGAAAUUUAGAUUAAUUUUUUGCAAGUGAAAUGUUUAUCCUUAAAUCAUUGUGAUCAGCCCGCUUAAGGUGUGCUGGUGGCACAGCUACAUCACUUGCUAGCCAGUGAUGUCUUCUGUGUUCUGUACAUUCAAUACCAUUAGGUUUUCGAGUGCCCUAGCUGCCAAUUUGACCCAAUUACUCUAGUUUUUUUGCUUUCUGUCACAAAACAUUUUUAGAGGAAUUAAAGAACUGAACAAUCCCAAAUUUAUUAUUUAGUUUGUAAAGGAUCUUUUAUGUGAAGGAUGUGCAUACAGUACCACCCAAAAGUACAUAGACAGUCUUGACUUUACAUGCCAGAAUCAAGUUUUGAGUUACAAAAAACCUACAUGUUUGAAAAUUCAUCACUUGAAAGGAUUUCAAGAAAAAUAGCAAAAGCCAAGCAAGCUUUUUGUCACAGUCCACAUUGAGUACGUAACAUUCCUUAAAAUCAGAGUGCCGUCUGUUUGAUGAAUUUGUUCCUGAAGAGAUCCAUCAGGUGACAUGCUCAUUAUAUUUCUUGACUCGAUUCUCAAACUUGAGACUCAAUUCUCAGUAGUUUUUUUUCUCAGUAGAAUUGAGUCUGAAGUGUCAAGGAUUGACAUGCGAGUGACUGUCAACUUACUUUUGAGUGGUACUCUGUGUCUAAGGAUGUUCAUGUAAGAACCUUCUUACAUUGAUGUUUUGUGUCCAAACUCCCCCCAAAAUAGAGAGUAAUUAUGGAGAUGAUGGGCCACAAAACCACCCUAACUUUUGAAAGUAGGCCUUUAGUACUGUAUUUGGCUUCAUUGUACUCGAUAAGAUUUUGCAUAAACAGAAAGUGUAAACAUCAUUAAAUAAUGAAGCUCAUGCUGACAUGACAUUGUUGUUCAUUGCCCAAGAACUCCCAGUGAAAGUUUGUUGCACUCUAGACCCUCUGGUAAUGUAAGGCUUCAGAUCUAGUAUUCUUCUUCAAAUACUGCUUACAUUUUUGCAAGGGUCUUGAUAAAUUUGCACAGAUUGUUAGCCAAAGCACUUUCAAGAUAGCCUAACUUGCAUGUAAAUACCACGCAUCAUUUUGCCCAAAUUCACGAUACAGUACAUUGCAGUUGCGCUGAAAUUUACAAUGUUAAUAGUGCCAGCAACAUUAUGUACACUUUAUAGCAUGAUCUUGUGCCCAUACUUACAUGGACACCCUUUUACUUCUAGUGUCUUGACAAUAACAGCUGCCCAGGAAAGUGCUAUACAAAUUUUUUCAGAGUGCUUGCCCAAAAUUGGAGAGGUAAGGACAACAUAUUGAAUAGUUUUGCUCAUCUUUCAAACUAAAGGAAGCAUUGUUAAAGAACCUAUGUCACGUGGAUAUUGCCAUUUUAAGUCAAUUCUGUGCUCAAGUCAUUACUUAGCACCUUCACCCAUACACAGAAUGUUCUUGUAGCGUUAUGAACAAGAUAUCAAACAUAUUUCAUCAGGGAGCACUAACCUUAACCCAUUCGCCACUAAGCUGCACGUAACCGCCUGUGCAGAUCCAUGUCCUUUCUACUGCUUGUGAUGUCAUCAGUUUUAACCGUCAAGUGCAACUUUGUCUGCUAACUUGUGCAGAGUGAAGAGAUCUUUCAAACCAUACCAGAAUGAGCACAAUUCAGUCAAGGACAGCGGAGAAAAAGGACAAAAACCAUUUAACAUUGACCUGAAAAUCUCCAUGAAAAUCUUGUUCCAUUGCCCACCUACCUUUCCUUUCACCUAAUCCUAAGAUCCUAAAAGCUUUCCUAAAUACUCUACCCACCAAAAUGAAGCCUACUAAAUGAGGCAAGAAAAGCGAAAAAAGAGGGGAGUAUAGACAGCGAAAAGUAAAAGCCAAGACUGCUGUGUCACUUUUAAACCCAAAAUCUCAAAAUUUUGCUUUCUGCGCAUGAACUUCGCAAGCUAACAGUUUGCAUCUGGAUCAGAAGGCACGACCUGUAAACGGUUUUGUGGUAAGUUUUAGCUCUUUAUAGCACAAAGGUAACCAGAAAACUACUCAACUAGCUUCAAAACACGUUUUCGGCAAAAUCUCCAGGAGCGAAUGGGUUAAUGCUUUUUUGUUAGUUUUUGCAGGCAUAGCAUUAAAACUUGAAAAAGUUGGCCCAGCUAUUUCAAGUUUCAAUCCAAGCCCAUCCUUGCCAUCCGUGGUAUCAGAGGACAGGAAACAGUUUCACUGCCUAUAUGUAAUCUUAAAUAACAUAACUGGACCAUUAUUUUUGGGAUUCAAAAAAAGUGUUUUUUGAAAGAUAGCAAAAUUUAGCGUGACCCUUUAACAAGGGUACCAAUUAGCAGCCUGCAGUACUCCCUUUUCUCCUCAUAAGCAUGGACUGUUACUGAAACUCCAAGCCCUGCAAGGCUGCCAAGCUUCUUUUCCUCUUAGUAAGACUGAGCACUAAGCACAAAGUAUUGCAUAACAACCUGGUUGUCAGGACUCUUCUACGUAAGUCGAGUAUCCCAUCUCCUACAGCUAGGAUUAGGCAUACCUCUAACUCAGCUCUGUGCAUAGUGUUUCACUACCAAGGUUGAAGUAACACUCUAGUCAAUCCUGUGACCUGAUGAUAAGAUAUUUAGCUUGUUACACUCUCACACUUACUCUCUUUUUACAGCGUCAGCCAUCAGAUCGUAAUGGUAAAGAAAUCCAGAUGCUUGUGCAACGGAGUCAAGUAGGAAGUGUCAUUGGGAGAGGUGGUUAUAAAAUCAAGGAGACCAGAGAGGUAUUAAAGAAAAAGAGUAGAAAAUGUUUUUGUAAAUUAUACACAUGAUAUUCAUAGUACUUUUUAAUGGCUGCAAACUAAUUUUUAACUAUUUGACUUGUUUUUUUAUAGCAAACUGGUGCCCAAAUCAAGGUAUUUUCCAUGAUUUGUCCCACUUGUAUCUUUUUGCCGUUGUCAUUUUUCACAGUAGGUAACUUUUCUUUGUUCCUAAAUAUUCUUCCAGGUCUUUGCUGAUUGUUUGCCUGAUUCAACUGAAAGAGUUGUCUCCAUAUGUGGUAUUGUCUCAACUGGAGUUUUUAUUGUUAUUACUUUUAAUUUAUUUUCUUUUGCCAGUAAUAUUGAUUGCUGCUAAUGGAAAAUAUAAACACUUCUAACGGUUUAAAUUUUUUUAGGUUCUGAUGAUGUUAUUUUGGCCUGUGUUCGAAAUGUGAUUGACACCUUAAAUGAGGUAUGCAUGAUGAGAGAAGAAUGGCUCUGUUUGUUUGUUCUCAUUUACGUUAUCAGUGAGUUGCCUUUACCAUACUCAUUACAUGUAUUUCUUUCAUUUUCACUGCAGACGCCAUUAAAAGGGCAAGUGUCAUUGUAUGACCCAUCCAGAGGGAACAAUUGGGAUUAUGGAGGUGGCUUUGGAGGUGGCCCACGCGGAGGUGGAGGAAGAGGUGGUAGAGAUGGUGGUGGGCGGGGUAGAGGUGGCAGGGGACGUGGUGGUCGAGGAGGUGGUAGAGGUGGAGGCAGCUUUGGUGGGGGAGGCGACAUGGGAUUUGGAGGAAACUUCAACCAGGACUUUGUAAGUUUUUAUGCUCAAUGCUUCUCUACCUGCUAACAUGUCCAGCUUCUUAAACCCUAGAGCUGGGAUAUUUCCACAGCCAUGGAAGAUUGCAUCACCAUUUUUGCUAUUUUGCCAAUGCUAUUUUCUGUCUGUAUGUGGAAAAAUGGUACCUAUUUUUUGAUAAGCUGCUGUCGUUUUAUUAAAGCUCAUUUUUUAAAAGAGCUUCUUAAGGAUUCUAAUCACACAAUUCUUGACAAAAUUACUUUUAGUUUUAGUUCUUAAUGGUUUGUCAAUGUUUACACGUAUCUGUACUAUAGUGCGUUCGCAAGGUGGUAGUCUUAUCUUUCUAUUGUUCCUCCAUAUGAAGGUACAUUCAUAGGCCAUUGGUCCGGCAUUUUCUCAUGUUACAUUGUUAGGUUAUAACAUUUUUCUACCAUUUUGAGUUUUCGCUACAUUUUAGUCUGCCAGUGAAUUUUAAUUUUUUUCUUGAUCCUCUCCUUGAGUAUUAUUUUUCCUUUUGCAUUUUGCACCCUUGAUGCAUAAGUCAUCUGGACCUUCUCUGUAUUAUUUUUAAAGUUUCAGUUGCUUUUUUUUCUUGGUAUUUACACUAGGUCUUAUCUUUUACUGCAAAGGUUAUCAUUUUUUGCAACUUUAGAGUUGACCUGUAGCUCAGUUGAAAGUUGUUGUAUGUUUAUAAAGAAAGGACUUCUCUUAGAAGAAAGAAGUAACUUGUGAGUAAACCAUUAUUUAGGCACAUUGUGUUUUCUAUUGUCACAGGGAGGUGGAGGAAACAUGGGUGGUGGAGACAUGGAAGGUAAAGGCUGUUUUCAAAACAACAUUUUUCUAUAGCUGUCAUUAAUUCUUUGUAGACUGCUCAUGACAGGGUUGGUUACAUUUUGAUAUUAUUCAGUGAUUUUGUUACAAAUUGCUGUGGAGAGUCCUGUGACUCAUAUUGUGAAAAAUCAUGAGUCCAAAAACCAAUGAUUGUGUUGGAGUAUUAGCAUGGAAAUCUGUUCUGUUGUUACUUAUGUAUGUAGAGCCUUUUCAGAGAUCAAUUGUUACAUCAUACAGUACAUGUGAUGUUACUUUUUUUGCGGGGGCAGGAGGAGUUAAUGUGUCAGGCAUGAUGGAUGCAAGCUAAACAAAAUCACUGAUUAUUCAAUUAAAUGUGGGAAGUUUUUAAAAGGAACCAUCAACACCUAAAUUUAGAAGACUAGUACUGUAUUGUCCCGGACACAACCCUGCAAUGGUACUUAGGUUUUUUUAGAGUGGAAUUUUUUUAAAAUAAUAAAACAAAAAAAAAAAAAAGAAGAAGAGGAGGAGGAAACGAAGACUGUAAUAGGCUAUUCCCAGUUUCUCAAAGGCUCCCUUUCAAGGCUGAAUGCAAAGCCUUUCAUAUGAACUUGAUUUGUUAUUUUCCAAGAAGUCAAACUGAUUUGUUGACCUUGCUUUAGAAUCCUGUUUUGUGUAGAAUCAAUGGCCUCCUAAACGCUUUCAAAAGAAUUCUUGUUUUCAUAAGAAAGGUGAAAAUGAAGAUUUUUGAAACUUGGAAAUGGCUCAUUUGUAAUAAAUUUGCUUUUAUUUAAAUAAAGGACAAUGGAAUCAGGAAGGGCCUGUGAGCGGAGGAGAAUACACAACAACUCAAGUUACUAUUCCAAAAGAUGUAAGUGGUACUGUACUUUGUGUUGAAAGAUUUUCUCCAUAACUUUCAUUUGAGCACAAAAUAUUUAUUGAAGAGUUAGCUAAAAGAUUAGCCUGAAUUUCAUCCGAUUACUUCGAGUCGUUAUUACUCCCUCGGUAAUAAAAUAACGACUUGAAGUACCGUAUUUAUUCAAUUAACCGCCCUGGGCGCUUAUUAAAUUUUUGGACCUUGAGGGUGGGCGCUUAUUCGAGGCUGGGCGCUUAUUAAAUUUUCACCAUUUUCAGCAAGUGAAGUAUGUUUAUUUUGCAACAAAACAAUAAAUGCUAAUAAGAAAACGCGAAGACAUAACAAAGCAAGAUUUCUGUAAAAUACUUUGAAGAAAACUCCGUCCUCAGGGAAGUCUCUUAUUAGAAUUUAUUCACUCAAGUGGGUGGGGUGGGGGUGAGCGCUUAUUUGAGUUUGCUUGGGAGGAGGAGGGGGUGGGCGCUUAUUCGAGGCUGGGCGCUUAUUAACUUUUUCUGCCUUUAGUAUGAGCGCUUAUUCGAGGUGGGCGCUAAUUCGAGGUUGGGCGCUUAUUCAAAUAAAUACGGUAAUCGGAUGAAAUUCGGGCUAGCUAAAAGAUUGAAGCUGACAUUUGUUUUGAUAAUUUAGCUGGCUGGAUCCAUCAUUGGAAGAGGAGGACAGAGAAUUAAAGAGAUAAGGUAAGCACAUGUACUUAAACCCAUUCCUACAAUAGACCUCAUUAGCUUGCACGGUUUGUUUUCUCAAUGAAGUCCUCAGUGGAAUUUGCCUCUUUGUCUUUUCAUAAAUUAUGCAUACAUUAGCCUCUGCCAGGCUCUCAGAUAGCAGGGAUGUCGUGAAAAUACAACAAGCCAAGUGAAAAUAAGAUGCGCGCGAUCCAGUGAAGGGGUCAGCGCCCUCUCUUUCUCCAGCCACCACGUGUUUUUGCAUCUUUUUUUACUGCAUGAUGGCACUGCACUACUAUCUUUGAGCCUGGAACAGGCUAUGUGUACAUAUGCAUGUGGAAAGGGUAAAAUUUAAAAGAAACAGUUCUCUUUAGUGUUAUCUGAUGACCCGCAUUGGGAAAACAAUACAUGGUUUAGAGGUGUAUUUAAGUUAAGAAAAAUCCGAUAUUCCAUUUUGUAAAAUGCUGAAAAAUGAAAGACAAUUAAAAUAAGGUUACUUACUAUGCUUAAAGGUGAUACGUCCAAAGAUAGCGAAGAUUUUGCUCCAGAAAGUCGUUAAACUUUACAAGCGUCUGAAAAAUUUCGCGAAUUUGCUUAACAAAUCAGUUUUAAACUUGGCAACUUUACUGAUUUGAAGGCGUUUUUUCAAGCGCCGUGUUAACUGAUUUUCGCUAACGGGUCCUAGUUAAGAGUUGAAAAAAAAACAUUGAAGGGUCUAUUAAUCUGCUUACCACUGACUGACCUUUACAAAUCACAAUUAUUAUUAUUUUGCUUAACCUUAUCCAAACAUUGGUUUUUUAUUGUCAUCUUAUUGAACUGUUGUUUUCUAGAGAGCGCUCUGGUGCCACCAUAAAGAUUGACGAUCCUCUUCCUGGCUCCAAUGACAGGAUCAUUACUAUCUCAGGCAAUCAAUCCCAGAUCAACUUUGGCCAGUUUCUCCUUCAACAAAGGUAAGGAGCCAACCUAAAUACAUCAUAUUUAGCGGUUUGUUUCUCUUAAGUCCCAAUAACUCGUGUGGCGCUGAUUUUUUCGCUGUCUCACCCCCUUUUUUUGCCUUUCUUCCUUCCCCAACUACGGAUCCUUGUCCCAGGCUAGGUACUGAAAGCUGAAUGUUGGCCAACUGUCGGCCGACAGUUUUUCGGGGAUGCCGUUCACCUCUUCUGCUGUAUGUUUAGCAGUGCGACUGUGCAUGCAGUGCUAAGAGCUACCCUUGUGCUUAUUCUUAGGUUCUCAGUGCUGUUGCUUUGAUUGUUAAAAUAAACAGGAAAAGAGUAACAAUUAUUUUGACUAAACUGUAGUGUUGCUUAUUGCUUUCUUUUUUUCUAGUGUAAGGCAGUACUCGGGCAAGAAUUUCUGAAGCUGGACCAGUGCACGGUGUUCGUUUAAUAUACUGGUCAAUUUGUUCUUUUUAUGGAGAUAUCAGUUUACACUCUCUGUUAACUUCAGACCUGUUAAAUCCUCCCUGAAGAUGUUUCUGUCUUUGUAAUCAUAAGAUGAUGAUCCGUCACAGCAGCCACUUAGUAAAUGCUCCUACUUCGUAAUGCUUUAUAUUGGUAUGAAGUUGUAAUAGCACCCACAAAAUUACCCAAAACGCAGUUUUAUUUAGCAUUCUGUAACUUAAGCGUAGGAUAAAAGAUCAUGUGUAAAAUAGUCAAGUGAUUGUUAAAGGCGUUUUUAGAGGAUUUUUUUGUAUUGUAUCUUUCUUUUUAUUAGAUAUGACAAUGGCGUUUUGCGUUUUCUCAGUGUCUUACAUAUUUAGUUUGCGAUCAA
Porites lobata is the source of this 9616-nucleotide messenger RNA. The record is from the annotation of a GenBank genome assembly. Lineage: Eukaryota; Metazoa; Cnidaria; Anthozoa; Scleractinia; Poritidae.